Molecule: messenger RNA, 977 nt
Organism: Chondrus crispus (carragheen)
Lineage: Eukaryota; Rhodophyta; Florideophyceae; Gigartinales; Gigartinaceae
Exons: 2
Coding region: 1-921 (306 amino acids)
Source: RefSeq, a predicted model, not a curated record
AUGUCCUCCCUCGAACUGACUACGCCACGCCCCUCCCGUACUCCCUCUCGCACGGCCGUUCUCGAAUCCGAGCGCGUGCUCGCCGCCAUCGAGGUCCGCCUGCGCACCACCGCAGCCCCCGUCGCCCCGCACAACCCCUCGCUCGAGGCCCUGGGCGACGCCUACACAGCCCGUCUCGCCGGCCAUGCCCUGGACAACCUCGACCGCGCAAUCAUCUCCUACCGCCUCGCCGAACGUCGUCUCCGCCAUGUGCCCGACGCAACUCUGCCCCGCGCUCGCCUCCUGUCUAAGCUAGGCAAGGCUUGGUACAGUCGUCUAGUGCUUGCACAACAGGGGGCCGUCCCGGGUACUCGAGCCGUCCCUGUCCACGCACGAGGGCACUUGAAUACUGCCUUUGAGGCGCUUGAUGAGGCUGUCAACUUGUUUAAGGAGCGAGACGUCACCGACGCUGCCUACAUCGAUGCUUUGCGUGUGAAAGGCUUGGUUUCUGGUGCCUUGUGUCAGUUGCUUAGUGAUGACGCAGGGGACACCAAUGACACGAAAGAGAAAUUGCCCAAGAAGGUGUCCCCGCAUCGCUACGCGAACGAGUGCAUUGCUUCACUCGAGCCCGUCCUACAAAUCCCGCACGACAAUGCCACUUCCGACCCCGCCAAACUGCGGCGCUUAGAAACUAUCACUGGAGUUGACCGAGCCGAGGCCGUCAUCUGUCUCGCCCGAGCUUAUGUCCAUGUGGACAGCGGGCGCCAGCAGAUUGGUAAGGCCGUCGGCUUGCUGGCGAGUGUCAGUGGCAUACUGAAGGACGUUGAGGCCGAAGGGAAAGAUGGAGACGCCCUCCAAAAUAUGACCAGGGAAGCAGAGGCUCAGAUCGUCGCCCUGUCGGGCAGUGUCAAGGUCGUUGAGAGCAGAUGUCUUGUUUGCUAACACUGCCUUACGGGACUCUUGUGUAUAGAAUUGUAAACCACCCCUAAUACCUCGUU